CUCUUCAGGAGGCGCAGCACGCAGGGCCACCCGACGCUAUACCCGCUGCCCGCCUCCAUCUAUCUUCAUCCUCCCUAUCCCCUCCCUCUUUGUUUGACCAACCGACCAGUGGCAGCGAUGCUGUGAGGCACCCAGACCCCACCCGCUACACUAUCGCAUCGCAUCCCUCCCUCCCCGGACCUGAUCGCAUCGCACCCGACCGAGCGACCGCGGCUUCCAUCCCAUCGCUGUCUGUCGGUCGCGCAUGUCAUGUCACGACCGUCCGGCUGUCUGUCUGUCUGACCUUUUUCGGUGUGUGUCCUAUUGAUUUGUUUAUUGAGGACUGAGGACUGACUGAGGACACUGCAGUCAUCCAUCCACUAUGUGUUGGAGUCCGCUUCCCUCGUCUGAUUCAUCGCUGCGAGUGACCGCAUCUUGUUAUCGUCGAGUGUAGAUGAUGCCUGGUGGACACGAUAUCGGCUCAUCUCUCUCUGGCCAUGAUCGCACCGCCCCCUUCCUCAACCCCCCUCUCCCGCCCCCGCCGUCGCUCCCACCACCGCCUCCCCCCUCACAGGCACACAAUGCCCCGCAGUGGGGGGGACACUCCCUCUCCCUCCCGCCAGUCAUCCCGCCCCCUGGAGCGUCCCCUGUCGCUGGUGGUGCUGGUGGCUUAGCGUCGUUCGGCGGUGUGGGGCAGAUGAAGACGGUCCGCGAGCGGAAGCUGCUGAUACGUGACCGUCUGAUCCACCUCUUGCGGAGCCGGGACAACCGGAGCCUCAGCUUCCGCAGCGUGGGCAACGACGAGAAGAUCAAGACCUGGUGCAAGAAGCUCAAGCUCCUCUACGUCAUCCAGUCCUUCCCCGAGUGCUUCGAGGUCACCAAGGAGGAGAGCAACUGCUACUUCGUCAGGCUCAAGCCGGACAGCAUUGGCGGUGGGCCUGGUGGUGCUGGGGGUGCUGGUGGCGUGUCUGACGUCAUGACGCCGCUCAACACCAGUGCGUCGGCUGCCACACCCAUCGGUAACCAAACACCCACACCCAGACAGACAGAUAGACAGACAGACCAUAGAGACUCUGCACUGUGUGUGUCCGGGAGUGCAGGUGGUUCGUCGCCCCGUCCGCCCCCGCCCCCUCCCCCGCUCCCCCUGCACCCGUCAGCUGCAGGCGACCUCACCUCCAGGUCCGCGGCAUACAUGGCGGCCUCCCACUCCCACACAUACCACGCCUCCCUCACUCCCACACCCAACAGCGGCCGAUUCGCCCACCACCACCACCACCACCAGCAUCAGCAGUACGGCCAUGGCAACGGGUCGCUGACGACGCCAGCUGCGGGCUGCUACUCGUCGGCGACGCUGAUGGGUGUGGGGAUGGGUGUGGGUGGGUAUUCGUCUCCGCACCACGUGCUGAUGGGUCUGAGUGCGGCCGUGGGUGACAUCCCUCAGUGGAGGACGUUCAGGAGCCUCAAGAAAUUCAUCAAAUGGGGGUCGCAUGUGUCCAAUCGUAAGUGCCGAUCGGGGGCGGGUGUGGGGCGGUGACGUGGGUGGGACGAUGGACGGACGCAUUGUGUGUGUGUAUGUGUGUGUUGGUGUGCCUGUGUGUGUGCUUAGGUGAUAGUGUGUCUGUUGAUAAUCCUGUGAAGGUCGCAGGUCUUGUGGGUAUCGGGCGGGAAUACGAGAAGGACCGCAUCUUCGACUCUUACACGGCCGCUCUCACUUACCUCAGAAAACGGUAUUUGCCACACACACACACACACACUCGCCAGGUGUCACCCUCCCGACACACACCCCUCUCUCCGCUAUAAUGUCCUCCCUGCUGCAGUCGUGGUCUGCUGACGCGUCUCCGGCGCGACAUCCGAGCUGGUCUGGACCUGAGCCACGUGCUGCGGACAGCGGCCCUGCUCAGCCAGGUCGACAGCAGCGACCGGCUGGACCUCACCCAACGCCACCAGCACCAUCAUGGUGCUGUUCCCGGCGCCAUCAGCACCCCCUCGGGUGUGGGGGGCGUGAUGCAUGGCGGUGUUUGUGGUGGUGUUGAUGGCGAUGAGGAGGUGCCCGAGUGGCUGGACUGGACUGGCGAUGACAUGGAUGAGGAGUGGCGGACGCCGUUGCGGAUCGAUGUCGAUAGAAAUGAGGUCAGGCGCAAACAGAGGGAGGGAAGGAGGGAGGGAGGGUGGGAUGGAUGGAUGGAUGGGUGUGUGUGGUGUGGUUGGUGUCGUUGUGCGAACAGAUCCCCCCUGGGCUAGAGCUGGUGCUGCAGGCCAUCGAGCACGAGUUCACCGCCGACUCAGACGAAGAUGACUCGCACAUCCCCGUCCCAGUCCCAAUCCCCCCGCCCCCACCCACGCCGCCCCCGCCAUCACAACCGCCUCCACCACACCAACACUACCCACACCCCAUCGCCGUGGAGCGACACUCCAGCGCCACCACCAUCAGCUCGGUGGCCUCAUCCACCCCGCCCCUCCUUCACGACCACAAGCCACCCCUGCAGCUGCCCAAGCUCGGUGGCCACCCCUACCCACACACACACACGCCCAUGCCCACACCCAAGACCCCUCACACGCCCUUCACUCCCGGUACGGCUGCGGGGUGCCCCUCCUGGCUCGACAGCCUCUGGGGCGGAGUGGGCGACCGCCUCGACACCCUCACCGAGGCGGGCGACUGGGCGGCCGACAUCCAUAUGGACGACAGCGCCUCAUGCGAGCCGAUCCCCAGGGGAUGUCAGACGGCCACCCACGCCACGUAUGUCGCACACGCCUACUCCCACCCUCCACCGCCGGCAACACCCACUCCCAGCAAACAGCCCGCCUACACGCCUCGCGCACUGCCCCCGUUUGUCGCAGAGGAGUCGAUAUGGACGCCCGGCAACUCGUCGCUGCGUCAUGCUGCCCGCACGCCGUUGUCUUCGCCCCCGCCCCCUGGCUUUGAGGACGCAGUGCCCGAGGAGACGGGCAGCAUCGACAGCGAGGCGACGAGCGGCAGCCGGGGCAGCAGAGGGAUGUCCAUGUCGAUGAUGGGCGGGGGGCCGGCUGCUGCCGACCCGCUGGGCAUGGCGAGGGAGCAGCUGGAGAGAGAGAGGAAGAGAGAGACGGAGGGGACUGUCGGGAUGGAUGUGUUGCGUCUGCCGAUUGCCGACCGGCAUCUCGUGUCUGGUGGUGGUGGUGCUGCUGGUGGUGGUGCUGGCGUGGUCGUUGACCUCAACGGCACCAUGGAGGCGCACCGCGCGGCCGUGACCAACUCUCCCGACAUCAUGACUAUGACUUCGCACACUGAGACGGAGACGGCCAGCGACCACGGCUCGGGUGUGGGCUCUGAGGGCAACAAGGCGAGCCGGAGGGACCAUUGCCGCCAUCCAUCCAUCCCCUCCCACACCCACACCCACAGCCAGCACAAGAAGCACCUCCGUGUCCGCUUCAAGGAGCCGGAGAGCUCCCACAACUACGAGCCGCCCUCGUGCAGCACGUCGUCCACCGGUGCGCUGUCCGACGAUCCGCCGCUGUCGCCGCCGAUGAUGGACCUGGAGGACAGCGCGUCCUCCGACGACGGGGUGGGGGUAUGUGGCCAUGGCCAUGGCCAUGGCAGCCACGUGACCAUGAGGCAUGGGGGUCUGGUGCCCUUCAAGCGCCUGUUGCUGGAUGAGAUGCCGACCGAGGCUGGCUGUCGGCGGUAGAGAGAGAUGGGCUGAUGGAGCGGUGGGAGGGGUGGGAAGGGAAGGUUUUAUCCUUUUUGUUUGUGUGUGUGUGUGGGUGCGGCGGUUCGUGUCGUGGGUGUGCACUCACUGGCUAUCUGUCCUGGUCUGUCUGUUGGUCCGUCCGGUCCUAUCGCAACCUGUGUAUGUGUGUGGACGUGUAUGUGUAUGUGUCUGUGUCUGUGUCCCCCUGCGUAUGUGUCUUUUUCUGAACCACGUAUGGGGGUCGUCGUCGGUCUGUCUAUCUAUCUGGCUAUGUGGGGUGGAUGGCGUCUGUCUGACGAGUAUUUGGAAGCGACAAGGAGGAGAGGAAUGAGACCUUUUUGGCCGGCCGGACAACUGGGAGUUUAUAACAAACAUAGAUACCGUCACAUCUUGACCUGCCUGCCUGACUGACUGCAUGCCUGUCGGCCUCUCGUGGGGGGGAAUCGGAUCGGGGAUGCCUCUGGCAUGCACAUGGGUCGGCGAAUGGAUGGAUGGAUGGAUGUGUGUGUGUGUCUGUCUGCCCACCAGACUGGUGAAGAUGUGUGUGCGCGUGUGUGUGAGGGUACCCUUUUUCCAUAAGGAGCUUCCUUCCGGACCAGACGAGACGAGAUGAGACGACAAGAGAUGAGUGAGUUUAACCUGUCUGUUUGUGCUGUCUGUCCUGCCGACAUGGAGGCCAUGUAUAUCUAUGUGUGUGGCGUGCCAUGCCGGUGGCCUUUUUUGCAUCAUCCAGUGUCGUGUUGUGGUGUAAUGUAUUGUGUCUACAUACACAGGGAUGGUCGAUGAUGCAUGGAUUUGCGAGGGGCGGGACGGGUGCGCCACACACACACACACACACGCGGUCGCACCACGUCGAUGGCUGGCUGGCUGGAUGGAUGGAUGGAUUGCCUGUCUGCCCGUGUGUGUGUGUGUGUGUGCGGAGCCCUUUGACACCCCCCUGCCGAAUGUGUCUUACCCCCCGAUGAGUGAGUAACGAGUGAAUGGAAUGCGUGUCUGUCUGUCUGAAAUGCGAUGCGUCCCGGCUGGCUGCCUGGCCAUGGCUGGAUGCGCAGCGCCCUCGUGUGUGUGUGUGUGUUAAUGUCGUUUGGAAUUGCGUGUCGUGUUUUAUCAAUGAUUGCAGUGGUGUGCAGUGAGUGAGUUUAUUGCAUCGGCGUCUUUGUGGGCGGAUGAGUGGACGGAUGGAUGGAUGGAUGGGUGGGUCGGUGUAUAGCGUAUAGAUCAUAGAGAGCGGUAUGGACAGAUUGUAGACAGACGGAGGGAUGCAAUCCAAUCCAUUGCCUUGCACGCCGCCCUUUUCUAACCUUUCUAAGCCGCCCCGCCCCCGCCCCCGCCCCCACACGCACUUAACUUGAGUGACACUUGAGUGAUACAUACAAACCAUCGCAGGGCUUUCCUUCUCCCAUCCAUCGUAUACACACACACAACACAGAGGUAGCAGUACAUCCGCCCUUAUGUCUGCUUACCUUCCUGCCUGCCUGCCUGCCUGCCUGCCUGCCCUUCCAUUGCCUUUUUCCACAUAUACACAAUGACUGCUGAUGCAGGCAAUAGUCGCCUCGUCCAUUUUAAUCAAUGCUCACUGACUAACUGACUCAGUCACAUGGACACAUAGACACCACCCACAAUCACACCACCCCUGUCACGUCACACCUUCACACGUGCAUCAUAUGCCUUGCCUUUUUUGCCUCCGCCUCCCUCACGACCGAUCUCGGCCGCUGACGAAUGACUGACUGAAUGAGUGAAUAAGGAAAGGUCUCCACCCCGCCCUCUCCCUCUCUGCGUGUGUGUAUGUGUGUGUGCAUGGCGGGUGCUGUGUGC
This is a messenger RNA of Vitrella brassicaformis, 5462 nucleotides long. NCBI's taxonomy places the organism in Eukaryota, Vitrellaceae. The record is from the annotation of a GenBank genome assembly.